Messenger RNA from Sardina pilchardus (European sardine), 1998 nucleotides. RefSeq names its product DnaJ heat shock protein family (Hsp40) member B4 (gene dnajb4). The coding region runs from base 227 to 1249 and encodes 340 amino acids. The transcript is spliced from 3 exons. Gene Ontology annotation, cellular component: cytosol. Gene Ontology annotation, molecular function: protein-folding chaperone binding. NCBI's taxonomy places the organism in Eukaryota, Metazoa, Chordata, Actinopteri, Clupeiformes, Clupeidae. The record is from RefSeq and is a predicted model, not a curated record. Gene Ontology annotation, biological process: negative regulation of transcription by RNA polymerase II.
CAGAACGUUGAGUAACCGCUUCUAAACAUAUCAGAGGAACCGGCUGCUCAGCGGGCGCUAUUAAGCAGCAUUCGCCUCUUGACGCGCCAUACUCCCGGACUGCCCCUGGACGCUAUUUUUUUUUCCAGGACACGGACCAAUAUCUUACUGUUACGGAGAAUCCUACUGUUACUGCCUGCAGUGUCGAAACAUCAGCUUCCAUCCGGCGUGGGGCCACAGCAGGGAAAUGGGGAAAGAUUACUACAAAAUCCUGGGCAUCGCCAAAGGAGCCGGAGACGAGGACAUUAAAAAGGCAUACAGAAAACAAGCUCUGAAAUGGCAUCCCGAUAAAAAUAAGGCUGCCAAUGCUGAGGAAAAAUUCAAGGAGGUUGCCGAAGCAUAUGAUGUCCUCAGCGAUCCAAAGAAACGGGAAAUAUAUGACCAAUAUGGAGAGGAAGGGCUCAAAGGUGGAGGAGGACCUACAGAUGGGCAGGGCACCAACUUCACCUACACCUUUCAUGGGGAUCCCCACGCAACCUUUGCAACAUUUUUUGGAGGUGCCAACCCGUUUGAGAUGUUCUUUGGAAGGAAAGUCAAUGGACGAGAUGAUGAUGAUAUGGAGGUGGAUGGUGGAGAUGCUUUCAGCGCUUUCCCAGGCUUCAACCUGAAUGGUUUUCCACGUGAUCGGCAUGUGGGCCUAGGUGGGCAGACCAGGCGCAAGCAGGACCCAGCAAUCCAUCAUGAGUUGCGGGUAUCCCUGGAGGAGGUGUUUCACGGGUGCACCAAACGUAUGAAAAUCUCACGGAAACGCCUCAACCCAGAUGGACGUACUUUAAGAACUGAGGACAAGAUACUCACCAUAGAUAUAAAACGUGGGUGGAAAGAGGGCACCAAAAUCACAUUUCCCAGAGAGGGUGAUGAAUCACCCAGCACCAUACCUGCUGAUAUUGUUUUUGUCAUCAAGGAUAAGCCACAUCCGCACUUUAGACGGGAAGGAUCUAAUAUAAUUUACCCAGUACGGGUCAGUCUACGACAGUCGCUGUGCGGGUGUUCAGUCACUGUGUCGACGAUAGAUGGGAAAACUUGCAAUAUGAAGAUCACUGACGUCAUUAAACCUGGCAUGAGGAAGACAAUUGCAGGCCAAGGACUUCCUUUCCCAAAGAACCCAGAGCAAAGAGGGGAUCUAGUGGUGGAAUUUGACGUGAACUUUCCAGAGAGUCUCCCCACCACUGCCAAGGAUGUCCUUAAACGGCACUUGCCAACUUCAUAAGGCAGAUGUGCGAUCUUGAGUACUCCCUGUUGGCUGUAGUGCAUGCAGCCUCAUUCAUGGACAAUGUUCCUAAAUCACAGUUAAUCCUGAUCAAGAAUGUGCAAUUUCUAUUUUCUAUCAACUCUGUUGUUUGUUUUUUUAAAUACUGCAUGUUACAAUGGAGAUGAAAGUUGAAUAUAAAGUCUUGAUAUCAUGCUGGUCAUUUACGGGCCAUUCCAUGUUAUGUCAGACAAUAUUUGACAUUCAUGGCUUUUGUCUUAUUUUUAUAAUAAUAUGUCACAGUUUCCUAUACCUGGAACUAAAACUAAACCAUCGGGUGGUAAUGAAACGCACUUUGGAAAUAUAGUUUGAGCCUUACAAAUAGGAAAGAUUUGUUAUGUUAAGCCUACUACAUAAAUUUCCAAAAUUUACUAAAUUUGGCCAAGAGUUAUCUGCACUUUCCUGGAUUUAAGUCAGCUGUUAUUGAUUAUGUUGUUGAUUCAAAUCUGGGUUGUUAUUUUGCUGUGUCAAAUAUCUAUUGCCUUUUAAGUCUUCUUGUCACCUGUCUUUUGUUUUAUUGUCUUCAGAUGUACAUGCACAUCUAGUUCUUCCAUCUCUGCUUGGCCAGUUACAAUUUAAAGCACCAUGAUGAAAACAUUUCUGCGUUUCUAAAUGUACUUAAAUGCCAAAGGCCUAUAAGUAUUCUGUUAUAAUUCCCAUGUUAUUAUUAAUAAAAAAUAUGGUUUCUGGACAUCAGAGAACUGGACAGA